Messenger RNA from Fusarium verticillioides 7600, 888 nucleotides. RefSeq lists its product as hypothetical. Bases 1 to 669 code for a protein of 222 amino acids. The transcript is spliced from 4 exons. The record is from RefSeq and is a predicted model, not a curated record. Lineage: Eukaryota; Fungi; Ascomycota; Sordariomycetes; Hypocreales; Nectriaceae.
AUGGCGGUCUUCAAAGUCCACAACCACUUGCGCCCUGAACGAAUGCUGGAGGCCAUCCGAGUGGUCAUACCGUCCGUGAAGAAGGUGAACACGGCGAGAAAUACGAGGAGCCCGGCGCCUCAGUCGGAGGUUGCGCCUCCUCGGGUUGAGAUUGACCAGUAUUUUGAGCCCGAAUGGACGGGCUUCAGUGAUCACGACAACCGUCAAGUCUGCUGCCUGGCGGGAAGAGACAGUGAUUGCAAUUGGCGAGCACCCAUCUUUGCUUCUCAAAAGAGUGCUGAUGAACUAUACCGCGAGAAUGGCCCGAGGACCGCGGGUCCAGCUCAACACCAACGCCUUGUGGCACCUCACCCGCUCAACGGGAGGACGACCUCUUUCGAAGCUCCUUACAAGUUCAGACUGGGUUCGGACAACUACCACAACCUGGAUAUGACGUCUCCCAUUGUCCGCACGACGCAGCUUCCGCGGGACUCGUACGACGUUUUCCUCAACGCCCGGAACUGCAAGAAGCUGUCCCACAAUAUAGCGGCCGAGGGCAACAUCAAUCCGGCGAUCGCGGGCCAGUACCGGAUCAUAUGCGCCUAUGAGCUUAUACGCGCCAUGAUGGGCCCUGAGUCCAACCAGUACGCACGCCUCUGCAUCGUAUGGUAUCUUAUGGACUCUAACUGAGCCCGAGAUGAAGGGUUCUUCUAUUCCACACUCACCAACUUUCUUUUCCGCAACACUGAAGAUAAUCCUUAAUCACGCUGGAGACUAUCAGAGACAUUGCCGCGCGUUGAUGGAGUUCGAGUUGCUCAAAUACCUUGCAAAUAAGCAUCACAAGGUUAAUCAUCCUAAAAUCUUAGAAAAGGUCAUAAAGCAUAAAAUCGAACCUGACUCUGAAGACCC